Molecule: messenger RNA, 1765 nt
Organism: Puntigrus tetrazona (Sumatra barb)
Lineage: Eukaryota; Metazoa; Chordata; Actinopteri; Cypriniformes; Cyprinidae
Product: inosine-uridine preferring nucleoside hydrolase-like
Exons: 8
Coding region: 380-1537 (385 amino acids)
Molecular function (GO): hydrolase activity, hydrolyzing N-glycosyl compounds
Source: RefSeq, a predicted model, not a curated record
UAUUGUCGAAGAACCGGUUCAAAAAUAUUCAGCGUUUAUUCGAUCUUACCGUCUUAAUUGAAUAAAAAAAGUUACCGUUUAUCAUAAUUUCGACUUAUCAAGUCCGCUCUGGCCUUUUCAGUUCUCCGUUGUCCUGUUUGCACGCUUCGAACCGUGAAUCUUUUGUGAAGACUUUCGUGACUCGUUAAGAAAAUCUGUUUCAAACGAACGAGAUACACUAAUGCACACAACAAUAUAACGAAUCUUAAGUGAUCGAGUUAAAAAGAAAUCGUUAAUAUUAAAAUAAGCUUUAUUAUUUCGACCCAACGGGCAAGAAACAUCCACACCGCAAUCCGUUUGAUAUUUCUAUGCUACAGGAUCGGUGGACUACUCGGAGUGCAUGCACGCUUUUCGUGCAUAUGUUCUCUUUCGGUUUACAUGUACUUUCAGAGGAGUGUAUAGAAGACUACAGGCUGGAGGAUUAACCCAGAGUCGCUCCAAAGGUCCUCCUACAGAUACACAGAGACCAAAAGCUCGCGACUGCAGCACCAGCUUUCAAGAAACCCACACGAACGACCAGAGACACUUAACAACAGGGGCCAGCAUGAAGAAACUUCUCGUGGACGUGGACUGUGGUGUGGAUGAUGCUCAGGCUAUCAUGAUGGCUUUGGCAGCGCCUGGUGUGAAGAUCCUGGGCAUCACCUGCGUUCAGGGAAACACCUCAAUAGACAACGUCUGCAAGAACGUCCUGCGUGUCUUGAAAGUGUGUAAGCGUCUGGAGAUCCCUGUAUUCCGUGGAGCGACCAAAGCGCUCUUGGGACAGAUCAUCAGUGCCGGAGAGUUUCAUGGCAAAGAUGGACUGGGGGACGCCCCGGACCCCGACGCUCCUGGUUUGGAUCUGCUCCAGAAAGAGGGCGCCGUGUCAGCCAUGAUCCGAAUAGCCAACGAGAACCCUGGAGAGGUGUCUUUAGUGGCCACUGCUCCGCUGACAAAUGUGGCUUUGGCUGUGAAACUUGACCCCACCUUUCCACAGAAACUCAAAGGCCUUUACAUUAUGGGUGGAAAUACAGACUCUCGUGGGAACACAACUGUAUGUGGAGAGUACAACUUCGCAGCUGAUCCUGAAGCAGCAUAUAUAGUUCUGAAUGAAUUCACUUGCCCAGUUUACAUUGCCACCUGGGAGUUCACGUGUCGCAGCAAGAUACCCUGGGAGUUCUGUGAUGGCUGGCUGGCUCAGGACACGGAUAAAGCUCGGUUUAUGAAGCUGAUCUUUAAGCACAGCAUGGAGUCCACCUACAGCGAGAGGAUCGAGAAGGAGCUCGUGGACGGGCAGGGAUUCAUCUCCUGCGAUUCUUACGCCAUGGCAGCAGCCGUAGACGAGGCGUAUAUCAUUGAAACCGACCUCAAACCCGUCACCGUCGAGCUGGCGGGGAACUACUGCCGGGGAAUGAUGGUUGUAGAUCACCUCGACAUCCUGAAGAAGACUCACAAAGCCCACAUCCUGAAGAAGGUGGACUUGGAGAGAUUUAAAGAGCUCAUGAUGAAUGCUUUGAAAUAAACCGUCAUCCGUAGCCGUGUCUGGAAUUAGCUUACUGUAUUUUUUUUUAUGAACAUCUUUGUGGAAAUUUACUACAAUCUGAUAAAAUCAUAAAGCCAUUUAUACAGAACUGUUACAUGUUGAAAAAUGAAAGAGCAUUUAUUAUACAGUAAAGACAUUGUUUUACAGCCAAGUGCACACGCUAACAAGUCUGACAGAGCUAUAAAUAAAGUCAAUAUAAUAAAAUAA